Molecule: messenger RNA, 2522 nt
Organism: Drosophila grimshawi
Lineage: Eukaryota; Metazoa; Arthropoda; Insecta; Diptera; Drosophilidae
Gene: bur
Product: GMP synthase [glutamine-hydrolyzing]
Exons: 9
Coding region: 19-2073 (684 amino acids)
Biological process (GO): GMP biosynthetic process
Cellular component (GO): cytosol
Molecular function (GO): ATP binding; GMP synthase (glutamine-hydrolyzing) activity; GMP synthase activity
Source: RefSeq, a predicted model, not a curated record
UGCUGCAACGAUAAAGAUAUGAGUUCAAAUAUAUUUCUAACGCCAGCGGAGAAUGGACUGCGACACGAUAAAAUUGUUAUACUCGAUGCUGGCGCACAGUAUGGCAAGGUAAUUGAUCGCAAAGUGCGCGAACUUUUGGUUGAAUCGGACAUUUUACCGUUGGAUACGCCGGCGGCAACGAUACGUGAUAGCGGCUAUCGUGGCAUCAUCAUAUCCGGCGGACCCAAUUCAGUUUAUGCCGAAGAUGCACCCACUUACGACCCGGAUCUGUUUAAGCUGAAAAUCCCUAUGCUUGGAAUCUGCUAUGGCAUGCAGUUAAUCAACAAAGAAUUCGGCGGCUCUGUCCUCAAAACGGAUCUGCGAGAAGAUGGCCAACAGAAUAUUGAGAUUGAAACGUCAUGCCCGCUGUUUAGUCGCCUGAGCCGCACCCAGGCUGUGCUGCUUACCCAUGGGGAUAGCGUGGAGCGAGUGGGUGAUAAACUUAAAGUCGGUGGCCGGUCAUCGAAUCGCAUUGUGACUGCCAUUUACAAUGAGGUGUUGCGUAUCUAUGGUGUUCAAUUUCAUCCAGAAGUCGAUUUAACCAUCAAUGGCAAACAGAUUCUCUCCAAUUUUCUCUAUGAGAUAUGCGAACUAACUGCGAACUUUACCAUGGGUAGUCGAAAGGAGGAAUGCAUACGCUACAUACGCGAAAAAGUGGGCAAUAACAAAGUGUUGUUACUCGUCAGCGGCGGCGUCGAUUCAAGUGUGUGUGCAGCGCUGCUGCGACGGGCGCUGCAUCCCAGCCAAAUAAUUGCAGUGCAUGUGGAUAAUGGUUUCAUGCGUAAGAACGAAAGCGAACAGGUAGAGCGCUCGUUGCGGGAUAUUGGCAUCGAAUUAAUAGUGCGUAAGGAAGGCUACACGUUCCUCAAGGGUACCACGCAAGUGAAGAGGCCGGGGCAGUAUUCGGUGGUUGAGACGCCCAUGCUCUGCCAGACCUACAAUCCGGAGGAGAAACGUAAAAUAAUUGGUGAUAUAUUCGUUAAGGUGACCAACGAAGUGGUCGCCGAGCUAAAGCUGAAGCCCGAGGAGGUGUUGCUGGCACAGGGCACACUGCGACCCGAUCUAAUUGAGUCCGCCUCGAAUAUGGUCAGCACGAAUGCCGAGACCAUCAAGACGCAUCACAAUGACACGGAUCUGAUUCGGGAGCUGCGCAAUGCUGGACGCGUUGUGGAGCCAUUAAGUGAUUUUCACAAGGACGAGGUACGCGAUCUGGGCAAUGAUCUGGGACUGCCAGCGGAACUGGUCGAGCGACAACCGUUUCCCGGACCCGGCUUAGCUAUACGUGUGCUGUGCGCCGAGGAAGCAUAUAUGGAAAAGGAUUACUCGGAGACACAGGUCAUCGUACGCGUUAUUGUGGACUAUAAGAAUAAGCAGCUGAAGAAUCAUGCGCUAAUUAAUCGGGUAACGGGCGCCACCAGCGAAUCUGAACAAACGGAACUGCUGCGCAUCUCUGCCAAUUCGGAUAUACAGGCCACGCUGUUGCCGGUGCGUUCGGUGGGUGUACAGGGUGAUAAGCGCUCCUACAGCUAUGUGGUUGGCUUGUCAACGACAAGCCCUGAGCCCAACUGGGCGGAUAUGUUAUUUUUGGCCAAAAUUAUACCGCGCAUAUUGCAUAAUGUGAAUCGAGUGUGUUACAUCUUUGGCGAGCCAGUGCAGUAUCUGGUUACGGAUAUAACGCACACAACUCUCAACAAUGUGGUCCUAGCGCAGCUCCGGCAAGCAGAUGCCAUUGCCAACGAUAUAAUUAUGCAAGCGGGCCUGUAUCGAAAAAUCUCACAAAUGCCCGUCGUUCUCAUACCCGUGCACUUUGACCGUGAUCCCAUUAUUCGCACUCCCUCCUGCAGAAGAUCGGUGGUGUUGCGUCCAUUCAUAACGAACGAUUUUAUGACUGGGGUGCCAGUAGUGCCUGGUUCCGCUCAACUGCCAUUACAAGUCCUAAAUCAAAUGGUUCACGAUAUAUCGAAAAUGGAUGGUAUCUCGAGGGUAUUAUACGACUUGACAGCCAAGCCACCGGGCACCACUGAGUGGGAAUGAUGCGUUCAUACCAAAACUUUCAACAGCCAUUUCAUAGAAAUAGAGAUAUGUAGAAACAAUAAGCUGCUGCAUGGUAAAGAACACAAGAGACGCAAGAGACAAUAGCAGGAGAUGCCGCCGCUGCUCGUUCUCAAUCCUGGGAAUAACAAUUAAUAAAUAAACUGAGAGAGCAACUGAGCGUAAAUACAAUAUAGAGUGCCGCUUAGAAAAAAAAAACAAAAAACAACAAAGCAUCAACAACCAAGAAAAAAGAUAAAGAAUAUUAACAAAAAAAAAUUCAGGUUUAUUAUAUCGAUUAUUUUUGUGUAAUUAAAAGUAACGCGAUACGAUGUCAAACAAACAGAAAAUAACACCAGACGUCAAAAUAAUAUUGGCAUAUAUAUUAAAAGUAAACAUGCUCUAAGGCAUGUGCGAUUUGUUCCUUUUAUGAAAAGGAAACUUAAAACAAA